Messenger RNA from Chelonoidis abingdonii (Abingdon island giant tortoise), 1233 nucleotides. The record is from RefSeq and is a predicted model, not a curated record. Lineage: Eukaryota; Metazoa; Chordata; Testudines; Testudinidae.
AUGGUUUGCUGCCCCCUGCCGGUGUCUGCGGCGCUCCCCGGCUGCCGAAUCUCGUCGCCAAGGGCGUUUGGCUUUGCCGCACAGACCUGUGCCUGCCAGCGCAGCUCAGCGCCGCGCUACCGAACUGGAGCCGGCCCAGCCCGGGCCAGGCCAGGCAGCAGCUCCCAUGGACGCCUCCCGGGCCCCUGUGCGGGGAUCAGCAGCCCCCCUUUGCCAGGCACUGUUACAGGGCGCAACCUGCCGAUUUGCCCGGUGAAAGACCCGGGGCUCCCUCAAACCCGCUCUGUAUCCCAGACACCCCUCCCCCUCUCUUUCGCGGGGGGUGGGGCCUGGCUUCGACCGUCCCAAGCCUGGGUCCCGCAAUGCACAAGACAGUCUGAAAAGCUCCCCCGCGAGCUCCCCGCGGGGCGCCCAGAAAUCUGUCAUUUGUAUUCAAAUCUUCCUGCCCUGCGGAGCCAGAGAAGGGCAGGGGCUGGGCUGGGCUUUUUAGCUGUGUUCUCAUUAACCUCCCUUUGCUGCUCCGCCGAGGAAAAGGCGCCAAAACCUUUUAUUGUAGCUGUCAGCAUCUGCGCGCAGAACAGUGGAGCGAGGCGGGGAGGGCCGCACAAUGCGGCUUUUCUCCCGGAGGUCCCAGCAGGAGACUCGCCUUUCAGACCCGUUUACUGGCCUGGGAAGCGGCCGCUGUGCCCUUGGCGAGGGGGGUUAGGUUUGGGCAGGGGAAGCGCCAGGAGGUGCCCAGGGGCAGAGAGCGAGAGGGGGGCCUGGUCGUGCCGGAGUGCUCAGGUCACCUGCAGAGGAUUCCAACCAGGCGGGUCUUUCCUCGUCCGGAGGCUUGACGCUGCGGGCCUGAGAGUCCAAAACGGGAGCGACUGGGACUGUUUCCUUCUUGCGUUGCCGAGUCAAACCCUGGCCCUGGAAACGUCAAAGGAACAGCAAGAAACCGGUGUUGCCAACCCCCUUCCCUCGUGGGAGCUCGCUGCGCUUCCUAACCCCCUCCCAGCAAAAGAGCGGGGCCGGAGCUGCCCGCGGAGCCCCGCCAGCCUGGGGGGAGAGGACUCCCCGCCUUGCGUUCAGCCUCAGACGCCGCAAAGGCUGAAGCGCGGUGGGGAGCGAACUCUGUCCACACUGGCCAGCGAACGGGAUCCCGACCUGUCUGCCCUGGGGAGGAGAGUCACACCCCGGGCAGAGACAGCCCCGCCUGCCCAGGUUCUCUGCGCAGGCUCUUGCUGCUGA